GAGAAUCGUUCGAAGAGAACUCUAACAUUCCUCGAUAUACGCACAACAAACCCCAGCGAACAGAUUUCCCAUUAACCUAAUCGAUUUCGCAAAAAAAAGUGAUCGAAUAUAUGCCUGUGAUUUUUACAAGUCCAAAGUGGCUUCUUCCUUUAAAAUCGCGGAAGUUACGUCGAAACCAAUUCGAGCAAUAAUCCUCGUACCUGAAGCGCGAGAGUCCUCCCUCUUCCGUCCCCUCUGGAACAAUACCGCACGAUCGUUGGAUCAAGGAGUCGAAUGGCGAGCAAAAACCCGCCAGAAUCGAAAGCGCCAGUCUUGGCGCGCUCGGGGGUCGUACUUGGAGUCGUCUCCCCACCAGUUGGGAGGAAGAGCUUGCGCCAGUUGGGCUCGAGUCGCACGGAGAGACGCGCGUCGCGACGCUCUCGGUGCCAGGUGACCCUGCUCGCGGUGGCGCGCGACCACCCGCUGCCAGUUUCGUUCAACCGUUCCAAGAAGAGUCAUCUCUACCCCCGUCAUGGACUAUCGCUGGCUCGCGACGCGCUGCUAUCACGUUUGACAAUCGAUACGACGCUACCCCGUCGAGUGUCGAGCGUAGAUCGGUUCGCUGAGUGCUAUUAGUGAUUGGAUUGGGGUGGAAAUUAAAAAAAAAAAAAAAAAAAAAAGGAAAAAGAAAGGCGAAGGUUGCGUGGAUAGUGAAAGAAUUCUGUACUUUGAAAAUUAAAGGUUGAAGACACCUCGUGGGAUAUUUGGUGAUGUCCAAAGGACCAGAGUAUCCUUCAGAAGACGCUGUUAAUCGCCAGGGAGCGACUUCUUUCAAGAUUCGAAGAUCCUCUAUUUAAAAUUAAGGGAAAAUUCUUGAUCUCGAUCGUCUCCAUCGGUCAGUGCUUCAAACUUGAGGACGUAGAAGAAACCCAGUGCUUCGUAUCUCAACCACGUGCUUCGUCUUCGAAGACGAGAUGCCCCUCGUCCUUCGACCCCGCGAGGACACCAUGGUGCCAUCGUGAAUCCGUCGCGUUUUACCCAGUAUCAAAAUUUGUGAUAUGACUCGAUCCCUCGUGGCCAGGAUUUUACCGCGAUGGUACGAUUCGUUUGGGAUCGGCUGGGAUAGAAUACAUUUCGAGUCGUUCGGCGAUAUUCUGACGAGGUCGCUCGGGUAACAACUUGGGGGAACUAUCGACUGUGGGCUGUAUCGAGGCUCGAGGACGUCGUUAGAGGAUCUGUGCCCGCGGAGUGUGAAAACGGAGUUCGCGUGGUGAUAGAAAACAGUUAUCGAACCAGCGACGAUGAGAUCGGCUGGGUCGACGCGUGGCUAAGCAACGGUGAUUGUCUUUGGACGACGAUUGGUCUUAAUUAAUCUCUCCGCAAACUCUCGCGGCGCUGGUUUUCCUCUGGAACGACUUCGACGCGCGCUACGGUCGUAAUCGAAAAUUAUGAGGUGGCUGUGGAUUAUCGUCCUGAUAGCUCUGGCGCUGCCGGCGGCCGUGCCACGGAAGACGCAUCGCAGUAAACCCACGCCGAGGCUCUACGGCGAGAGGGUGCCCGUCAAGUUAAUCAGGACUAGCAACAGCAAGGUCAGGCAGAAGAUCGUCGAUACUCACAACCACUUUCGCACCCAGGUCAAACCUUCCGCCGCUAACAUGCUCGUAAUGAAGUGGCAUCCAGGCUUGGCUAAAUCGGCGCAGAGGUGGGCUAAUCAGUGUCUGGGAUUGGUCCAUGACAAUGCAACUGGCCUAUACUUGGACGGUUUCGGCCAGAGCGGACAAAACAUUUUCAUAACAACGGGACGAACCCUUUGGAACUUCCCCAUCAGGAUGUGGUACAUGGAGUACAAAGACUACAAGUACGGGGACGACGAGACAAACGACCUGCACGAGAUCGGCCAUUACACCCAGAUAGCGUGGGCGACGACGCACCUGGUUGGUUGCGGGGUUAGCCACUGCACAGGCGGCAGGGGUCCGUUGGGCAAGGAUUUCUUCAUGUACGUGUGCAACUACGCCCCAAGCGGCAAUUACAAGGGUCACCUGGGCCAUCCCUACGUGCCUGGGCAGCCUUGCAGCAUGUGCAAGGACCAUUGCACGCGCAAGAAGCUCUGCACGAACGCCUGUUACUACACCGAUCUCUGGUCGAACUGCGCCGAGCUGGUGAGGACGUUUCGGGCCUGGGUCUGCGAGACGAACACCAAGGAGGGUAGAGAACGACGGAAGUUCUGCGGCGCCACUUGCAACUGCAAGGACAAGAUCUAUUAUCAUCACGGGUAGUGAACGAUCCCCGACGUUGAGGGUCGUUUAGUUUCAUCGGCCGAUCGAUCGACGCGGGAUCCACUGCUCGCGAGUCGGCGUGACCGAGUCUGAGAGGUACGGAGAUCGUUUCCAAAGAUCGAGGCCAUGGCGGCCUCUGGGUACCCUACGAUCGCCGGCCAUCGUAUCCUGACUCGAUGACAAUGGGUGAGCCGUUCGCCAUGAGAGUGGUACUUGCCGAGGUUUUCUUUUCUCUUUUUUAAAUGGAGAUUUCGCAGGGGUCGUUUGGAGAAUAUGUUUCGUUUUUAUUCGAGCAAAGAGUGGAGGGUGGAUAGGAUUUAUUGUACGAGUUCUUUUAUUUAUUGUAUUUAUUUAUGAAUUU
Molecule: messenger RNA, 2616 nt
Organism: Hylaeus anthracinus
Lineage: Eukaryota; Metazoa; Arthropoda; Insecta; Hymenoptera; Colletidae
Product: cysteine-rich venom protein-like
Exons: 6
Coding region: 1428-2255 (275 amino acids)
Cellular component (GO): extracellular region
Source: RefSeq, a predicted model, not a curated record